AUGGCAUCGAUCAGCACGACGGUGCAGUUGUACAUCAAGUGCUCGCACUUGUUGGACAAGGAUUUGACUUCAAAGUCCGAUCCGUACGUCGCUCUGUUCGACAUCACGGAUGGCGGCAAAGUCUGUGUGGGACGCACCGAAGUAAUCAAGAAUAACCUCAACCCUGAGUUCCAUACGUGCAUUUCCGCGACCUACUUCUUCGAAGUUCGCCAGGUCAUGCGCGUGGAGGUGUGGGACAGCGACAAGAACAAGCCCGAUGAUCUGCUAGGCGUUGCGGAGUUCACGUUUGGGUGUCUGCUGUCAUCGCGCGGCUCCACACUGACGCUCAGCCUCGGCGGCAAGAGCACCGUGACGCUCACUGCGUCAUAUGUUGGGUCACGGCGCGGCACCAUUGGCGUGACCUUCCGCGGCCGAAGCCUGAAGAAGAUGGACCUGUUCGGCAACUCAGACCCGUACUUCGUUCUGAGCCGCCUUCUCCCCAGCGGCCAGCGGGUCACCGUCUACAAGAGCGAAGUGAUCAAGAACACGCUGAACCCGCAGUGGAAGCCGACGCGGACGAUCGACCUGGUAGAGCUGUGCGGGGGUGACUUUGUCUCCCCUUGCAUCCACUUCGAGUGCUUCGACCAGGACCUCGGUGAGGACGAGUCGAUAGGGAGCUUUGUGCUCACUGGUGGGCAGCUGCUGGUUGCCUCUGGGAAGGAAUUCGAGCUGGUGGUUGAGAAGAAGGGGAAGCGGAAGUCGCACGGGUUUAUCGCGGUGACCCGGUGCGACUACGUGAGGAGCUACGACUUUCUCGAGUAUUUGCAGGCUGGCAUGUCGCUUAGCAUCGCCUUCUCAAUCGACUUCACCGGGUCGAACGGGCCGCCGAGCGACCCGCGCUCGCUGCACUUCUACAGCCCGCAACACCCGAACAGCUAUAUCCGGGCCAUGCUGGCUGUGAGCAACGUUGUGCAGGAGUACGACAGCGACCGGAUGUUUCCCGUGUACGGGUUCGGCGCGGUGGCGCCCUUCACGAAGGGCACGAGCCACUUCUUUCCGCUGAGCGGCAACCCCUCGAACGCGUACCUGAAUGGCAUGCAGGCGGUUGUGGACACCUACGCUGGGCUACUGCCCGCGCUCCAGUUCAGCGGGCCGACGAACUUUGCACCGACGAUCCGCACGAUCACUGACGGAGCGCGACAGUUGCGCGGCGUGUACACGAUUCUUCUGAUUCUGACGGACGGCGCGAUCACCGACAUGCAGGAUACGAUCGACGCUAUUGUGGCCGCCGACGACGCGCCGCUGUCGAUUGUGAUCAUCGGCGUUGGGCGCGCCGACUUCAGCGCGAUGGUGCAGCUGGACGGAGAUGGUGGUGUCCUUCGAGAUCGCAGCAGCCGACCAGCGCGUCGCGACUUGGUGCAGUUUGUGCCGUUCAGUGAGUUUGAGGGGAAGAGCCCUGCAAGGCUUGCAGCCGCGGUGUUAAUGGAGAUUCCGAAGCAGGUGGAGAUGUGGGGGCGCAUCGUGCACGCUACCCCAGGUCACUUCUAA
This is a messenger RNA of Leishmania mexicana MHOM/GT/2001/U1103, 1527 nucleotides long. RefSeq names its product copine i-like protein. Gene Ontology annotation, molecular function: calcium-dependent phospholipid binding. Bases 1 to 1527 code for a protein of 508 amino acids. Lineage: Eukaryota; Euglenozoa; Kinetoplastea; Trypanosomatida; Trypanosomatidae. The transcript has a single exon. The record is from RefSeq and is a predicted model, not a curated record. Gene Ontology annotation, biological process: cellular response to calcium ion. Gene Ontology annotation, cellular component: plasma membrane.